This is a messenger RNA of Neurospora crassa OR74A, 1442 nucleotides long. RefSeq lists its product as hypothetical. The coding region runs from base 219 to 1262 and encodes 347 amino acids. NCBI's taxonomy places the organism in Eukaryota, Fungi, Ascomycota, Sordariomycetes, Sordariales, Sordariaceae. Gene Ontology annotation, molecular function: transcription coregulator activity. The record is from RefSeq and is a predicted model, not a curated record. Gene Ontology annotation, cellular component: mediator complex; core mediator complex. The transcript has 2 exons. Gene Ontology annotation, biological process: regulation of transcription by RNA polymerase II.
CAAACACCGACGCUUCUAACCCAAGAGAACAACUGCUUUCGUAUCGCAAUCGCAACUCAUCUCGAUCGCAUACAGACACCAGAUAUUUGUACUUGUUUGAAUACGCCAAAAUAAAACACCAACCUCAAUAGAAAUACCGGGCGCAUUACCAAAGAAGCACUGCGCACCGCCUUCGCGACCUUGCGCCAAACACCACUCGCCCUCCAUUGCAGACCAUCAUGGCCGACACCGAGGACGACAACUCGGCUCUCGCCUCCUUCUUCCCCGACCCUCCUCUCUUUUGGAAGGCCUUCACCCCAUCCAAUCUCCAAGCCUACGCCGAAAUUAAACAGCAAUAUGCCUCCCAGCACGGCAUUCCCGUCGAGGACGUUGUCCGCGUCCCCGAUCUCCCUGCCGAUUCAGACCUCAUAUACCUCCAACCACCAGCCGAGCCCAAAGAUGGAACAUGGCGACUAUACGGCGAACCUCAGUCUCUCGAAGAAUCCCUCCAACCCCUCGAAUCAGCCGGCAUCGAACGUCUCGGCCCUCCCCUUCCGGGCUCAACCACCACUUCUACAUCCAAUACCCAAACCACCACCACCGACAGCCAAUCAACAACCCAACCAACAACCGACGACACCCAACCCACCUCCGCCUUCCCCUCCCAACAACCCACCUCCCAACUCCCUCUCCCUCCUUCUUCCACUUCAGCCCCCGGUGGUGCCUCCAGUGGUGCCUCCUCCACCCAAACCCACGACACCCUCCACCUCCACCUCAAACGCCUCUCCAAGUCCCUCCUCCUCAACUUCCUCGAGCUUUUGGGAAUCAUGUCCCUCGACCCCGCCGCCGGCUCCCAAAAGGCCGCCGACCUACGCACUUUGUUUCUAAACUUCCACCACGUACUAAACGAGUAUCGCCCGCAUCAGGCUCGUGAGCAAUUGAUUCAGUUGAUGCAGGAGCGAUUGGAUCAGACGCGGGCGGAGACGGCUGCGAAUCGGGCGGUGGCGGAGAAAGCACGGAGGGUGUUGGAGGGGUUGGGGAGUGUGGAGAUUCCGGCUGUUGAUGAUGUUAAUAUUGCUGGGACUGGGACAGGUGGAGGGGAUGGGGAGGCAGGGUAUGGGUCAGCAGCAGUACCAGUACCAGUACCGGUGGGUGCGAGGACAGGCACGACGGUGGGGGAUAGGCGGGUGGGUGUUGAUGGGGAGGGGGCGGAGGAGGAGGAGAAGAUGUAUUGGGAGCGGGAGGGGAUGGGGUGGGGGGUUUUGGAUGCUGAGUUUGCUUAGUCUUGAAAUGGAUGUUUGGCUUGGGGUUGGGUUCUGGAAAAAUUGUGCAUGGCGUGUCUUGUCCUGUUUUUGUUUUGUUGUGCGUAUACCCCAAAAGAAGAGCAUUUGGUCAUCUAAAAGCCAUGAGAAAGCAGAUACUAGAAAUUUAUGAUCCUGGUAAUAUGCAAAGAAUUCAAGAUU